AAGUCCAGAGCUUUGCAGUUUAUUUUUUUUUUUCCUUUUAGUCUUUCGUUAUUUUACUUUCUCUCUCUUUUCCUUUAUUGUUUUUUUUUAAUUGCACAUUUGAUAGUUUAUUGAGCAAAGUAAGAAAUCUUGUCAAGGUAAACCCAUAUCGCUGCUAUUUUUUUUUCACCUCCCAUGGCUAAAGUCUCGGCGUCGAUGGUAGCACAGAAGCCGAUGGAAGGGUAGCGCGUCCCCAAUCCCCAGGUUUGGUGUUCGGCGUUCAUGCGCCACCAGGUCCCGGAGCAGCUGGGCUGUUGCUCCUCUCUGGUGCUGGCUGAACCAGGCAGCACGGUGAGUGAGAGAUGGACCGCUUCCUGGGUUUUGUCAAGCAGAUAAGAAGAUCUAGGAGAAGAAAGGGGAAAAAGUACCGACCAGAAGAGGAUUACCACGAGGGCUAUGAGGAUGUCUAUUAUUACGCCUCAGAGCAUUUUCGAAAUGAGAGCCCCUACACUAAAUCCGCCAGCCAGACAAAGCCGCCUGAUGGAGCGUUGGCUGUGAGGAGACAGAGCAUCCCAGAGGAAUUCAAGGGCUCCACCGUGGUUGAGCUGAUGAAGAAGGAAGGCACUACCCUCGGGCUGACGGUAUCGGGUGGAAUUGACAAGGAUGGCAAGCCACGCGUGUCUAACCUGCGGCAAGGGGGAAUUGCUGCCAGAAGCGAUCAGCUGGAUGUGGGUGACUACAUCAAAGCAGUGAAUGGGAUCAACCUGGCCAAGUUCCGCCAUGAUGAGAUCAUCAGCUUGCUGAAGAACGUUGGGGAAAGAGUGGUUCUUGAAGUCGAGUAUGAGCUGCCGCCAGUCUCUGUUCAAGGAUCGAGUGUUAUUUUCCGAACGGUGGAGGUCACAUUACAUAAAGAAGGCAAUACCUUUGGUUUUGUAAUCCGAGGAGGGGCACAUGACGAUAGAAAUAAAUCUCGUCCAGUUGUAAUAACGUGUGUUCGUCCCGGAGGACCUGCUGACAGAGAGGGCACCAUCAAACCUGGCGACAGGUUGCUCAGUGUGGAUGGAAUUCGGCUUCUUGGAACCACGCAUGCCGAAGCCAUGAGUAUUCUUAAACAGUGUGGACAAGAAGCAACGCUGCUGAUAGAAUAUGACGUCUCAGUGAUGGAUUCUGUGGCAACAGCGUCCGGGCCACUGCUAGUUGAAGUUGCCAAAACUCCUGGUGCCAGCCUUGGGGUUGCCCUGACUACCUCGAUGUGCUGUAACAAACAGGUCAUUGUCAUAGACAAAAUCAAAUCUGCAAGUAUUGCGGACAGAUGUGGCGCUCUUCACGUGGGAGAUCACAUCCUGUCCAUCGACGGAACCAGCAUGGAGUACUGUACAUUGGCAGAAGCCACCCAGUUCCUGGCCAACACCACUGACCAGGUCAAGCUGGAGAUUCUUCCCCAUCAUCAGACCCGCCUGGCCCUGAAGGGACCUGAGCAUGUGAAAAUUCAGAGGAGCGACAGGCAACUUGCGUGGGAUUCCUGGGCCAGCGACCACUGCAGCCUUCACACCUACCAAUACCCUAAUGCGUCCCACCCCGACCGUUGCAGAGCUCAGGCCCUGCCAGCCCCAAAGGCGCCUCCUCCCAACAGCCCUCCAGCUUUGGUGUCUUCACCCUUCUCUCCUACCUCCAUGAGUGCAUACAGCCUGAGUUCCCUGAACAUGGGGACUUUACCUCGAAGCCUCUACUCCACUAGCCCUCGCGGGACCAUGAUGAGGAGGAGACUGAAAAAGAAAGACUUCAAAAGCUCACUGUCUUUAGCCUCGAGCACAGUGGGCCUGGCUGGGCAGGUCGUUCACACAGAAACCACAGAAGUUGUGCUGACAGCCGAUCCCGUCACAGGAUUUGGGAUCCAACUGCAGGGCAGUGUGUUUGCCACGGAGACGCUCUCUUCGCCACCUCUGAUUUCCUAUAUUGAAGCUGACAGCCCAGCCGAGAGAUGUGGGGUGCUACAGAUUGGAGACAGAGUGAUAGCCAUUAAUGGGAUUCCAACUGAAGACAGCACCUUUGAGGAAGCCAACCAGCUCCUCCGAGACUCUUCAAUCACGAGCAAGGUCACACUGGAAAUCGAGUUUGAUGUUGCAGGUAUGGUCACCAGCGGUAAGCUGAAGCGGUUUAUGGAAGCUACCAGUAUGAUGCUAUUCCUGGAUGAAGACGGAGAUGUGACACAUAAGCUUGUCAGACAUGUUUGUCAGCCUGUCUAUGGAGCUACAGCUCCAUUUAUGCAACUUAUCGCCAUAUUGGAAUCACUUGGCGGAAAAGAGAGCUUCGUGCCUAAGAACUUCAUGAGAUUUAACCGGCCCUGCCUCUCCUUGCUAUCCAACUUCUCUGGGGUUUCAUGGCCAGUGGCCAGAGCAGAGCUAUCUAACUCAGAGUUGGUGUUCAAUAAAUGUGACUAUUCUAAAUCUAUUAUUACAGCACCAUCCAGCAGAAAACCAGGAGAUCCCCUUGUCAUAUCAGAUAUCAAGAAAGGCAGUGUGGCACACAGGACUGGCACCCUGGAACUGGGGGAUAAAUUACUUGCGAUAGAUAACAUCCGGCUGGACAACUGUUCUAUGGAAGAUGCGGUUCAGAUCCUCCAGCAAUGUGAAGACUUGGUGAAGCUCAAAAUCCGCAAAGAUGAAGAUAAUUCAGAUGAGCAAGAAAGUUCCGGAGCAAUUAUUUACACUGUGGAGCUUAAGCGCUAUGGGGGGCCCCUUGGCAUCACAAUUUCAGGAACUGAAGAGCCGUUUGAUCCUAUAAUCAUUUCAAGCCUCACUAAAGGGGGAUUAGCUGAAAGAACCGGCGCAAUCCACAUAGGAGACCGAAUCCUGGCCAUCAACAGCAGCAGCUUGAAAGGGAAGCCUCUGAGUGAGGCCAUCCAUUUGCUACAGAUGGCCGGAGAGACCGUCACCUUGAAGAUUAAGAAACAGACAGAUGCCCAGGCAGCAUCAAGUCCCAAGAAAUUCCCCAUCUCUAGCCACCUGAGUGACCUGGGAGAUGUGGAGGAGGACCCCUCUCUGGCACAGAAGCCAGGCAAGCUCGCUGACACCUACCCCUCCACCGUGCCCAGUGUGGACAGUGCGGUAGACUCGUGGGACGGCUCUGGAAUAGAUAGCGGCUAUGGGAAUCAAGGCUCUGGCUUUCAGGCAUCAGGCUACAGUUUCAACACUUACGAGUGGAGGGGUCCGAAACAGAGAGGUAGCCUGUCCCCAGUCACGAAGCCACGAAGCCAGACCUACCCAGACGUGGGGCUGAGUAAUGAAGACUGGGAUCGGUCCACAGUCAGUGGUUUUACAGGGGCUCCCGACAGUACGGACGCUGAACAAGAGGAGAACUUCUGGUCCCAAGCGCUGGAGGACUUGGAAACCUGUGGACAGUCGGGAAUUCUGAGAGAACUCGAGGAGAAAGCUGACAGGCGUGUGUCUUUGAGAAACAUGACUCUCUUGGCAACGAUCAUGUCGGGGAGCACGAUGAGUUUGAAUCAUGAGGCCCCAACACCUCGCAGUCAGCUGGGGCGACAAGCCAGCUUCCAGGAACGGAGCAGCUCGCGGCCGCAUUAUAGCCAAACAACGCGGAGCAACACCCUGCCCUCCGACGUGGGCAGGAAGUCUGUCACCCUGAGGAAAAUGAAACAAGAAAUAAAGGAGAUCAUGUCCCCAACUCCUGUGGAGCUGCACAAGGUGACCUUGUACAAGAGCUCCGAUGUGGAAGAUUUUGGGUUCAGCGUAGCAGAUGGCUUGCUGGAGAAAGGAGUAUAUGUCAAAAACAUUCGCCCAGCUGGGCCAGGAGACCUGGGUGGCUUAAAACCCUAUGACCGACUCUUACAGGUUAAUCACGUCCGAACGAGAGACUUUGACUGCUGCCUUGUUGUGCCCCUCAUAGCAGAAUCUGGUAAUAAGCUGGACUUGGUUAUUAGUAGAAACCCACUGGCCUCACAGAAGUCUAUAGAACAGACUCUACCAGGAGGAGAAUGGAGUGAACAGAACAGCGCUUUUUUCCAACAGCCUAGUCAUGGUAGUAAUUUGGAGAUACGAGAACCCACUAACACAUUAUAGCAACGCUUUUUAUAAAGCAGGACAAAAGACAAUAUCUACAUGGUGCUAAAAUAUCCCUUUCAGAUUUCUGUGGCAUUUAAAGCACAGAUAAUCACGUGGCAUUAACUGCAAGCACAGGGGUCUUUUAAAUCUCUCUCAUGGCUCAUGUUCACUUCCCCUUUCAAGCGGAAGAGGUUUCUUUCUUGGUGACCACUAUGGUAUAUGGCAGCCAAUUCCCUGCCAAGCCCAAUGGUAGAGAAAAAGAAAAGUAGACAGGCUACCCCUCCCCCCAGUUAACAUCAGAGGAAAUUUUUUACAAGUUCAUCUUCCAAUCACUUUUUGAAAAGAGAAAUGUCUGUUUGAAACUGUUCUCUAUGACAAUUUCCUUAAUUCACUUUGAAAUCAGUUUCUUACCGUGAAGUCGUUAACGUUAAGAACUUGACCAAGUCUUUCCACAAAGCUGGCUCUCCUAGGGGAACCCGAGUUUGAGAUGUGGCCGGGGACUGCUGCCAUGGGAGGGGUACAGGUGUAACAUUAAAGUUCUCUUAAAACGUUUCAGCGAUGAUGCACGUAGGAGACCAUAAUAGGUGGUGGUAAAUGUUUUGCCCCAAUAUAGGAAUGAUCUUAACUAAGAUGUAUGCUAUUCCCUAUGCAACAAACUAACAAACAGGAUAUGUCUUGUGACCUGUUUUUUUGUUUUUGUUUUUUUUAAGGACACAUUUUUAAUAGCUGCAAAUCUCUGAUAAUGAAUUAGAGUGCUUAGGAACACUGAGAAUGAGUUAUCUUAUUUUUAAAAUUCAGGACUAAGAACUUAAGAGAGAAUGAAGAGUCUAUUAAAAUGAGGUUUAUCUUAAUGAUAGGCAAAUCAAACUCAUCUUGCUUGACAUGUUUGGAAAACUGUUUAUAGAGGGGUGUACAGGACACGUACUUUAAAAUGACACUGGACUAUCUUUUGUUCUGAGCCAUGCCACUUCUCGAAAUUGUAAAUACAUCUUUCACAAAAUGCAUUGCCAAUUAUUACCAUCCCUCAAAGCAAUAAAUUGUGACAGUUGCUUUUAAUGUUUGUCAGCAACUGUUCUCAUUUGUUCAGAUAUUUUGAAUAGUUACACUAAUAACUGUUAUUUGGUGAAUAUUGAAAAAAAGAUAGAUCUGUAUAUGGAUUGUAGAAUCUCCAUAUUGAAAUGAUUAUUUUGCAAACAUCUUCAUUUUGGUCAAUAAUUCAAACGACUGCUUAGGUAAAGCAUUUGAACACUGUGUCCUUUGUUUAAGGAAAAAGUUCACCUUUCUUUUUGUGCAAAGAAAUAUAUUAUUUCAAUCAUAUGUCACAACCCGCCAGGGCAAGAAAGUAUAAAGCAGAAUCAUGUUAAGAAAAAAAAAGAAAAAAAAAGAUCAUGAGUCACUUAAAUAUGUAUUUUUAUUUGUAACAAACAAGUAUUAAGCUGUAAAGUAUUUUUGUACAAAUUUAAUACUUUAAUAGCAUGGUAUUUAUCGUCUAUGUAUGGUUUUGGGGACUUCAAAAUUGUUGCAAAUAUUUGUAUGGAAAAAAAAACCCUCUACCAAAUGGAAUAAAAAGUGAUUUUGAAAAGCCAAAA
Molecule: messenger RNA, 5629 nt
Organism: Herpailurus yagouaroundi (jaguarundi)
Lineage: Eukaryota; Metazoa; Chordata; Mammalia; Carnivora; Felidae
Gene: GRIP1
Product: glutamate receptor interacting protein 1
Exons: 26
Coding region: 342-4058 (1238 amino acids)
Biological process (GO): neurotransmitter receptor transport, endosome to postsynaptic membrane
Molecular function (GO): protein binding
Source: RefSeq, a predicted model, not a curated record